Molecule: messenger RNA, 2673 nt
Organism: Capra hircus (goat)
Lineage: Eukaryota; Metazoa; Chordata; Mammalia; Artiodactyla; Bovidae
Gene: TFIP11
Product: tuftelin interacting protein 11
Exons: 13
Coding region: 110-2623 (837 amino acids)
Biological process (GO): spliceosomal complex disassembly
Cellular component (GO): U2-type post-mRNA release spliceosomal complex
Molecular function (GO): nucleic acid binding
Source: RefSeq, a predicted model, not a curated record
GACGUCAUUUCUGGUGCGCCGCAUCCGCGUUCCGGCGCCUUAGUGGCGCGUUUCUCGCACCGAGUGGGGCGCUGAGUGUGGUCCGCUGAGCCGGGGAGAGUGACGGGCCAUGUCGCUGUCCCACCUGUACCGGGACGGCGAAGGCCACAUGGAUGAUGACGAGGACGAGCGGGAGAACUUUGAGAUCACCGACUGGGAUCUCCAGAAUGAAUUCAACCCCAACCGGCAGCGCCACUGGCAGACCAAGGAAGAGGCCACCUACGGAGUGUGGGCAGAGCGAGACUCGGAUGAGGAGAGGCCCAGCUUUGGAGGCAAACGGGCCCGCGACUACUCGGCCCCUGUCAACUUCAUCAGCGCAGGGCUCAAGAAAGGGGCGGCAGAGGAGGCGGAGCUGGAGGACUCCGACGAUGAAGAGAAACCCGUGAAGCAGGAUGAAUUUCCUAAGGAUUUCGGACCAAAGAAGUUAAAAACGGGUGGCAAUUUUAAGCCCAGCCAGAAAGGUUUUGCAGGAGGAACCAAGUCUUUCAUGGAUUUCGGCAGCUGGGAAAGACACACAAAAGGAAUCGGACAGAAGCUUCUUCAGAAAAUGGGCUACGUGCCUGGAAGGGGCCUGGGGAAGAACGCUCAAGGCAUCAUUAACCCAAUCGAAGCCAAGCAGAGGAAGGGCAAAGGUGCGGUGGGGGCGUACGGCUCGGAGCGCACCACCCAGUCUCUGCAGGACUUCCCCGUGGUCGACUCGGAAGAGGAGGCCGAGGAGGAAUUUCAGAAGGAGCUGAGCCAGUGGAGGAAAGACCCCAGUGGAAGCAAGAAGAAACCCAAGUAUUCUUACAAGACCGUGGAAGAGCUGAAAGCCAAGGGCAGGAUUAGUAAGAAGCUCACCGCUCCCCAGAAGGAGCUUUCUCAGGUCAAGGUCAUAGACAUGACCGGCCGCGAGCAGAAGGUCUACUACAGCUACAGCCAGAUCAGCCACAAGCACGGCGUCCCGGACGACGGGCUCCCGCCGCAGGCGCAGCCGCCCCCGCUGCCGGGCAAGGAGGCCCGGGCGCCCGGCUUCGCCCUGCCCGAGCUGGAGCACAACCUGCAGCUGCUCAUCGAGCUGACGGAGCAGGAGAUCAUCCGCAACGACCGGCAGCUGCAGUACGAGCGGGACGUGGUGGUGAACUUGACGCACGAGCUGGAGAAGGCGGCGGGCGCGCUGCAGCAGGAGCAGCGGGCCAUCGCCAGCCUGAGCGAGGUGCUGGCGCUCGUGGAGGAGUGCGAGCGGCGCCUGCAGCCCGGCUGCAGUGACCCGCUCACGCUGGACGAGUGCGCCCGCGUCUUCCAGACGCUGCGGGACAAGUACUACGAGGAGUACCGGAUGUCCGACCGCGUGGACCUGGCCGUGGCCAUCGUCUACCCGCUCAUGAAGGACUACUUCAAGGAGUGGGACCCCCUCAAGGACUGCACGUAUGGCAUCGAGACCAUCUCCCAGUGGAAGAGCCUCCUGGAGAACGACCAGCUGCUGUCACACGGCGGGCAGGACCUCUCAGCGGACGCCUUCCACAGGCUGAUCUGGGAAGUCUGGAUGCCGUUUGUCCGGAGCAUCGUUGCGCAGUGGCAGCCGAGGAACUGCGACCCGAUGGUGGACUUCCUGGACAGCUGGGCGCCCCUCAUCCCCGUGUGGGUGCUGGACAACAUCCUGGAGCAGCUCAUCUUCCCCAAGCUGCAGAAGGAGGUGGAGAGCUGGAACCCGCUGACGGACACGGUGCCCAUCCACUCGUGGGUCCACCCGUGGCUGCCGCUCAUGCAGGCGCGCCUGGAGCCGCUCUACUCCCCCAUCCGCAGCAAGCUGGCCAGCGCCCUGCAGAAGUGGCAUCCCAGCGACUCCUCAGCCAAGCUCAUCCUCCAGCCCUGGAAAGACGUCUUUACCCCCGGCUCCUGGGAGGCCUUCAUGGUCAAGAACAUUGUACCCAAGCUGGGGAUGUGCCUCGGGGAGCUGGUCAUCAACCCCCACCAGCAGCACAUGGACGCCUUCUACUGGGCCAUCGACUGGGAGGGGAUGGUCUCCGUCUCCAGCCUGGUGGGCCUUCUCGAAAAGCACUUCUUCCCCAAGUGGCUGCAGGUGCUGUGCUCCUGGCUGAGCAAUAGCCCCAAUUAUGAGGAGAUCACCAAGUGGUACCUGGGCUGGAAGUCCAUGUUCUCAGACCAAGUGCUGGCGCACCCGUCCGUCAAGGACAAGUUCAACGAGGCUCUCGACAUCAUGAACAGGGCGGUGUCCUCCAAUGUCGGUGCUUACAUGCAGCCCGGCGCACGCGAGCACAUCGCCUACCUCACGCACACAGAGCGGAGGAAGGACUUCCAGUACGAGGCCAUGCAGGAGCGGCGCGAGGCUGAGCACAUGGCCCAGCGGGGCAUUGGCGUGGCCGCCAGCGCCGUGCCCAUGAACUUCAAGGACCUCAUCGAGACCAAGGCCGAGGAGCACAACAUUGUCUUCAUGCCGGUCAUCGGGAAGCGGCACGAGGGCAAGCAGCUGUACACCUUCGGCCGCAUCGUCAUCUACAUCGACCGCGGCGUGGUGUUCGUGCAGGGCGAGAAGACCUGGGUGCCCACCUCGCUGCAGAGCCUCAUCGACAUGGCCAAGUAGGCCGCGCACCUGCUGGGGGCGCGCUGGGGAAUAAACGGCGUCUUACAUCA